Messenger RNA from Linum tenue, 2674 nucleotides. NCBI's taxonomy places the organism in Eukaryota, Viridiplantae, Streptophyta, Magnoliopsida, Malpighiales, Linaceae. The record is from the annotation of a GenBank genome assembly.
ACUGGGCAGCGGCCUCAUCCAAUAAUCUCUGAAAUUAAAAUGGCUCCGCCUCUACGGUUCAAAAGAGAGCGCUGGGUUUCAUUUCAUCGUGUCGACACAACAAGCUGCUUCUCUACUGUUAAUGGUGGAAAGUAGGAAGCAGCAAGCCGAGAAAUUAUGUUGGUGAUGAUGAUUGAACCAGCGACGGCCUCCCGCUUCGCCGCCGGCGCUAAUUUCUGCUCGGCCGCCACCUUAUCCCAUUAUCGCGGAGCGGCCAACUUGGAGGAACAUAGCAGAGCAAGCGGCACCACUCGCCGGCAGCUGCGCACGGCCAGCUUCGACCUACCGUGGAAGAAAUCUCAGCGAUCAAGAGCUGGUUCUGUACCAAAGAGUACGAUUCGAGCAUCUCAAGGACAAUUGGCAUCCGGCUCGGAUUCCUCUGAGCAGAAUGACAAAGUGCAGUAUCAUCCAUUUGAGGGGAUUGCCGAUUCGGCCUCCAAAGGUAGUGGAGAUGCUAGGCUUACAGCCGAAGAGACUUGCAGGACUAUUGUCGAGAAUCGGAGUGGUACUUUUGCAUGGCUAACGCUGUCUGUAGUGAGUCAUAUUCAGGUGAACAGCAGAGCUACUGUGAUGCUGACCAACUUGUUCAAUGAGGAAAUUCAUGAGAAUAUCGUGUGGUCAGACAUGCCAUAUGUGACUGAUGAAUAUGGAAAUGUCUAUUUUCAAGUGAAGAAUGAUGAAGACAUACUGAAGACGCUUACGUCAGAGAACAACUAUGUGCAAGCUAUUAUAGGCUUUGAUGCAGACGACAUGAUCAGUGAGAUGGAGCUGCUGAAUAAUUCUGACAUUGACUUUGAGGGAAUUGACGAUGAAGAUAGUGAUGGCGAAGAAGAUGAUGAUGAUGACUAUGACGAGGAAAUAGUAGCUGUCCUCGAAGAUGACGGCGAUGAGGAUAGUGAUGACGAUGGUGAUGAUGAAGACUGGGAAGACGGGGAUUCUUCUCAUCCAAUGUAUUUUGCCAAAAGGCUGACUCAGAUUGCUUCAGAUGAUCCUGUAGAUUGGAUGAAGCAACCACCAACUGGUCUGGCCAUACAAGGCCUUCUAAGACCUGCAUUUGACGAGGAACAUACCGACAUCCGGAGGCAUAUGUCUGACAAUAAACUCCGUCACGAAGAUCAGGCUGGGAAAGAGAAAGCAGAAAGCAAAAAAGAUGAUCUUGGUGCAAUCAAUGGUCAGGAAACCAAGCCUGCAUCAUCUGAAGAUGUUUCAGUCCGUGCAGAGAAAGAUGUGGCUGCCCCAGCGACUGGGACUUCAUUUUACAAGCUUGAACCGAUAAAGAUCCAGCUUAUUUCAGCUGAUGGACAUCAAGUAGGUUCUUAUGUUCACAUAAUGCAGAUUAUGUCCCCAUCGACUUCAGUUGAACCAGAAGAUUUUAGGAAUGCCAAGCCUGAUGCCAUUGCUCACUCAGCAGCCAAGAUCAUAUCCCGUCUCAAAGACGGUGGUGAAGAGGUCACGGAAGCCCUGAUAUCUCUGUGUUGGAGAUGUAAAGGCAUCCAAGUUGAGGAAGCAACCGUUACAGGCAUGGAUUCUCUGGGUUUUGAUUUGAGGGUUUGCUCUGGAACUCAAGUCCAGACAUUGCGAUUUGGAUUCAACUCACGGGCAACUUCGGAAUACAGCGCAGAGAGACAACUUAACGAUUUACUAUACCCGAGGACCAUCCAGAUGCCCCUGAAACAGAAAGAGCCUCAGCAAAAUGAACAUCAGUAGCGCUCUCUCCUCUCUCUCUCUCUCUCUCUCCCAUCUUCUCUAUCAAAAUAACUCCUUUGCGGCACAAUCAGUUAUUCAAAUGCUGGUAAUAUUAUUGGAAUCCCAUUCUUUUCUCCCUUCAACACCUGCUAUACGUUGAUUUGGCGGGAAUAGAUUGCUGAAAUAUUUCGACAAUGCUUUCUCGAGAACAUCCAUUACAGGGCAGCCAAAGAGACCGAGAAAGCCGAAUGUAAGCAUAGAAAGAAAGGCUCGAAUCACCAAAAAAUUCUGCUUCAUUCUCCAUACUCAUUUCUCUCCAGGUACAAGCUCUGUAUAUCCAUUUCAUUCCACUCUUCCUCUCUACCUUACUUCUUAGCUCGAGCUGCUUCGUGCACGAAUUGCGCCACGAGCAUGUCCACACCCGCUUAACCAACAGAUUUGAACACAGUAAUCUCAUCACAGCCCUUCCUCCCAACCCUUUCCCCACCCACCAGCUCCCCUGCCUCGACCAAAGCCGCCUCAUUAUUCCGCGAACACCGCCCCUGCCCUCUUCAAUGCAACGUCGUUGCGCUCCCUCGUGUUCUCUCCUUGAACGACCAGACCAAAUCCAAAUGCGCCCCUGGCUUCAGCUUCCCCCUCUUCACCAACGGCGGAGCAUCCUCAUUUGUUCGUCGCACAGCUCACUAUUUCCCCCAGCCUGAUCACGUCAUCCAAAUCCUGAAACUCACACCUUAGAGUUCCUCGUUCAGCCUCUCGGCGAGCUCCACAACCUUGCUCUGCGUCCUGUUCCAGAUGAUCACCUCUCCGGGGCUGCGAGGUGGGGCCCUGAUCAGGUGCAGCGCCAGGGCGCCCACGCCGACCAUCACGAGGACUCGACUGUCGGUCCGAGCGAGGAGCUUCGAGGCGAGCCCCGAGAGGCAGGAGCCAGAAGGUCCGGUAGAGGACCUUG